Sycon ciliatum is the source of this 2558-nucleotide messenger RNA. RefSeq lists its product as uncharacterized. NCBI's taxonomy places the organism in Eukaryota, Metazoa, Porifera, Calcarea, Leucosolenida, Sycettidae. Gene Ontology annotation, biological process: regulation of DNA-templated transcription. The record is from RefSeq and is a predicted model, not a curated record. Gene Ontology annotation, molecular function: DNA-binding transcription factor activity. Bases 12 to 1736 code for a protein of 574 amino acids. The transcript is spliced from 5 exons.
AUAAAACCCCCAUGGACUGGCCUGGCCAACAUGUUACUACCCCCUACAGCCAUCCAGUUAAAACACAGCAACAGCAUACGCAGCCGACAGAGCCUAUGAUGGCACGACCAAGCUCUACUCGCAAUCCUCUAGAUCUCAUCGUGUCAGAGUCUUUUGUUAGAAAUGUACUGGAAGAUUCCGACAUCGUUUUUCCUUUCCUGGAUAGCUUCAACUCAAUGCACCACAGCAACCAGUUAAAUGGCUGUUCCAAGCGUCUUCAAGGCUACGGGGAACAGCAAUCACAUCCAACCUGGUCAAGCACUAGUCAGGCUCCAACAGUGUCUCAGUAUUUUGCUGAUACUCGAAACUUGCCAGCUGAAACGGGGGAUCAUCAAACCCCCAUGGACUGGCCUGGCCAACAAUGGCAACAUGUUCCUACCCCGCACAGCCUUCCAGUUCAAACACAGCAACAGCAUACCCAGCCGACAGAGCAUAUGAUGGCACAAUCAAGCUUUACUCGCAAUCCUCGAGAUGCCAUCAUGUCAGGGUCUUCGGCUGGAAAUGCACUGGGAGAGACCGGCUUGGACUUAGUUUAUCCGGUCCAGGGUAGCUUCAACUCAAUGUACCACAGCAACCAGUUAAAUGGCUGUUCCAAGCGUCUUCAAGGCUACGGGGAACAGCAAUCACAUCCAACCUGGUCAAGCACUAGUCAGGCUCCAACAGUGCCUCAGUAUGCUGCUUAUACUCGAAACUUGCCAGCUGAAACGGGGGAUUAUCAAACCCCCAUGGACACGAGUCGCUCAUAUUAUCAUUCCCCUUACAGCUUUCCAGUUAAAAAAAAGGGACGGUACACGCAGGCGACAGUACCGACUACUUCACAAUCAAAGAUUACUCGCAAUGCCCACGCCGUGUCAGCGUCUUUGGAUGGAAAUGCAUCAGGAAAGACCAGCUCCGACGCUGUCGGUUGCAGCGCAGCUAGCGUCAUCCCAAUAAGCCACAGCCACCAGGCAAAUGGCAGUUCCAAGCAUCCUGAAGGCAACUACAGGGAACAGCAAUCAUGUCUACCCUGGUCAAGCACAAAUCACACUCCAGCGGCGUCUCAGUAUGCUGCUGAUACUCGCACUUUGCCAACUGAUCUGAGGGAUUAUGAAACCCCCAUGGUCAGGCCUGGCCAACAUGUUCCUAACCCGCACAACCAUACAGUUGAACCACAGCAACGUCACACGCAGGCGACAGUACCUACUAAGGCACUAUCGAAAAAUGCUGACUAUCCUCACGCCGUGCCAGCUUCUUUGGCUGGAAAUGCAUCAAGAACGACCAGCUCCGACGCUGUCGGUCGCAGGGCAGCUAGCGCCAUCUCAGUGAGCCACAGCCACCAGUCAAAUGGCAGUUCCAAGCAUCCUGAAGGCAACUACAGGGAACAGCAAUCACAUCCACCCUUGUCAAGCACUAGUCAGGCUCCUGUGGUGUCUCAGUAUGCUGCUGAUACUCAAACCUUGCCAACUGAUCUGAGGCAGUCCGUCAAAUUGGAAAGAAACGCCAAGGGCACAGAUUUGGCACUGAGAAGACGACGCCAGAAUAACAUUGCGGCCGCACGACACCGAUUGAAGAAGAAGAGGAUUGUUGAGGGGUACAUUCAGAUAAUCGAAAGACUGUCAGCUGAGAUUUUGGAGCUUCGGUGGACAGUGCUACACCAGCAGAAAGAAAUAGCUGAUCUCAGUGCGCAGAAAUUGGGAAUGCACAUUUAUCCAAAAUGAACAGAGCUUGAAAGCUCAGUGCCCUCGCUAGGCCAUUCUCCCUAGGCCCUCUUGCAUGUUAUUCGAACUGCUGUAAAUGCUGUUGCAAUUGAGUAUAGUAUCGUAUAGGAAUAAGUACCGUGCAGACAAUAAUUUUCAUAAAGCAAUAAAAACGCAUCGAAUGAACAUGGACAGGAUGCAGAACUGGCCGAGGUGGAGCCGGGGACCGAGCGGAGGAAGAAUCGGAGAUUGACACAGAUGAGGUAUCGGAGGAUGACAUGAAUGAUGAUGCUGCGGAUGAAGGUGAUGGUUAGUUAGAUGGAGAUGAUGAUCGUCAGAAGCCUGCUGUGUAUUUGCAAUUGUCAACUGACGCUAAGUGUUUGGAGGUGUAUGAUGAUUUUUGUUUUUCUGGUUUGUGUCGUGCACGGUAUCCCCGUCUGUUGAAAGUUCUUGAAGCUGUGUGCAUUCGUUUGCGUAAGCCUGUGCUCUGUAUAAUCUCUCUCUCUGUUUUUUUGGUGCACAAAAUGCAUCUCUGGCGUUGAUUGCCGUCUUGCUUACACUUCUUCCGCGCCUUUGAUCUCGUACUCCCCUGUAUGUACUAGUCUUGUGCAAACCCUCCUUCUAGUCUGUUUCAUUUUGCCCCGAGAUGUUUUGAUGCAUAGUGAUUAUGAUGCUCAUCAUUCGCUCCCUUGUCACUAGACAGUUCUCUCCGUUUGGUGUAGCGAAUUCAAAUAAAGAAGUCAACAGCAACAAACAAAAGAAGCAUGUUGUUGCGCUGAAAUUGUUUUGUGAAGUUCUUCCCCUGUUUGUCCACAGUUUGUUUCUCUCACUUCACAGUUGUCA